Messenger RNA from Coccinella septempunctata (seven-spotted ladybird), 2078 nucleotides. RefSeq names its product dynein light chain 1, cytoplasmic. Gene Ontology annotation, cellular component: cytoplasmic dynein complex. Gene Ontology annotation, biological process: microtubule-based process; cilium assembly. The coding region runs from base 180 to 449 and encodes 89 amino acids. The transcript is spliced from 3 exons. Gene Ontology annotation, molecular function: dynein intermediate chain binding; dynein light intermediate chain binding. The record is from RefSeq and is a predicted model, not a curated record. NCBI's taxonomy places the organism in Eukaryota, Metazoa, Arthropoda, Insecta, Coleoptera, Coccinellidae.
AUUUUCUGGCAUUUAUUAAUCCGUAUCCGCGACAGUGUAGGACAUUCGAAUAAAUGAAUAUCGUUACUUUUCACAAGACAGAAAAAAUUUAAGAAACGUGCAGAAGACACAAGUGAAAAUAUUUUUUGAUUAGCAGAUAGUAAUUUAUUGUAAAUUUCACGUCCUCUAUUACUCCCAAGAUGACUGACCGUAAAGCUGUCAUUAAAAAUGCUGAUAUGAGCGAAGACAUGCAGCAAGAUGCUGUAGACUGUGCAACGCAAGCUAUUGAAAAAUAUAACAUAGAAAAGGACAUUGCUGCAUAUAUCAAGAAGGAGUUUGACAAGAAAUACAACCCAACGUGGCAUUGCAUAGUAGGUCGAAAUUUUGGGUCGUAUGUGACCCAUGAAACACGCCAUUUCAUCUAUUUCUACUUGGGCCAGGUGGCGAUUCUACUCUUCAAGAGUGGUUAAUGGUCAUGUUACCACCCCCCCUCUUGCCCUCCACCGGUAUUCCAGUCUCCCCCCACCACCCCGUGACGGAUUUUUUACUAUUGCUUUAUUGAAAAAAAAAAUUGAUGAAAAUUGUUUAUACCAUUGUUUUAAAUAUUUUUCUUAUAAUGCAAAAAAUGCUCUCAUUUUCGAUGGAAUUCUUAUCUGAACCGGUUGAGACUUGAGUUCGAAAAUGACCAUUUUGGAAAUUUAGGGUUUUAAUACUUUUGGAAUAAAUAUUCUGUUACAGACUGUUGAGAAUUCUUUGUGAGUAAAGAUCGUCGGUAACUAAUUUUUUCUGAUCAAUUUCGACAAACGAGGAAGUCAAAUUCGCUAAUUUCGAGAUUCCGGGACAAAAAUAAGUUGAGGUUGUGAAAAUCUAGAUUCCUGAUGUCAUUUUGGCACCGGAUAAGUUUCUCCUUGUUUGUUUCUUUUCUAAUUAUGAGAAUUACAAUGUAAGGCCCGUUAUCUGUGAAACCAACGCACAAACUUAGCGUUUUUGUUUUUCGAGGUUAGGAUAUUGAUGAUUAGUGCAAAUUGUAGGACGCCUCACAUGUAUUUUCACUUCAACGAUAAUGGGUUUUAUAUUCGUUAUAAAUCAAUGUUAGCUGGAAAAUUCUUCACCGAAUUGUUGAAUCAUCAGACGUCUUCUGGAAAAGUACUUAAAAUUGUUAAACAUAUUCAUUCUUCUCAUAUGAUUCGAUUCAAAGUCUCACAGAACUAUUUGUAAGGAAAUUUUACUGUACAUUUUCCGAUAUGUAAUUUUGUGAGAUCUCCGAGGAAUGUUUGAAGUUAUGUUAUUGUAUUUACCAUCAUUUCAAACAUUUUUAUAGGUUUAGUUCUUUUAAAUGAUUAUAGAUCAUUUACUGCCCCUGCAUUUAAAAGAAUUGAAUUGGCCAUUGAAACUGUGUUAAAGAACGAAUAGUCCUUGAACAUGUAGAUUUUUAUUUCUAUUCAUUAUUGUGCUGAAUAUACACUCACAUUAGUUUAUCCUUGUUUUAUUUAUUUUAGUUGUGACUCAUGGUAGCUGACAGAGGAGGUUUAUCUUCAUUUCGUUCUCUAACGCGUGGGCAUCUAAUUUAGUUCAGAAAUUGUAUUUUUAUAAACUGAAAAAUCUUAGGAAAGUGCACUUUUUUCAAUGAAAAAAGUAUGACGCAAGCUCUUAAGGAUUGUAGAGUUAUUUAAACCAUUAUAAAAAUAUAACUAUUCUAAAUGGACUAAAUUGAAAGCAGACAUCGGGUGCUCGCAUAAAUUGAUAUCUGUAUGUGGUGUUUCUGUCACCCCGAGAACCUUUCUCCUGUAAAAUUGGGGGGGGUGGUCAAGCCAUCUUAUCUACCUGGUACCUUUCGAUGUUAAAUGGGAUUAAUUGUGUCGUUGUGAAUUUUUGCGAUCACCCAAAGGUGCUACAAUGAUUUUUUCGAUUUCACGAAGGGAAUUACUGGUGUAGCCAUUUCUUGAUAGUCUAAAUCUUUCGAUACUUGUUUUCUCAUUGAUAAAUUUACAUUUAACACUUUCACUUUUUAGAUAUUCUAUUUAAGGCUGUUGAAGCUUUAUUUUUGUUUUCUUGAAUGAUACUUGUAUUAAUGUAUUUAAUAUAUGGUUAAAUAUGAA